Rosa chinensis is the source of this 856-nucleotide messenger RNA. RefSeq names its product actin-depolymerizing factor. Gene Ontology annotation, biological process: actin filament depolymerization. The record is from RefSeq and is a predicted model, not a curated record. Gene Ontology annotation, molecular function: actin filament binding. The transcript is spliced from 3 exons. NCBI's taxonomy places the organism in Eukaryota, Viridiplantae, Streptophyta, Magnoliopsida, Rosales, Rosaceae. Gene Ontology annotation, cellular component: cytoplasm; actin cytoskeleton. Bases 143 to 574 code for a protein of 143 amino acids.
GAGAUACACUACACACUUUGGUUUUGCUCUCUCCCCUCAAAACUCGAAUCUUUUCCCUUCCUUUCUUCAGUGGCUGCUUAUUCUCCUUCUUCCUUCUCCAUAUAUUCCUUCCCUUCUCUCUUAUCUGCCACCCACAAACGCUAUGGCUUUCAGAGGAGGAAAUGCUUCCUCUGGCAUGGGUGUUGCUGAGGACUGCCGCAACACAUUCUUGGAACUGCAGAGAAAGAAGGCCUUUCGCUAUGUGAUUUUUAAGAUUGAUGAGAAGAAGAAAGAGGUUGUGGUAGAAAAGACUGGAGGCCCAGCUGAAAGUUAUGAUGAUUUCACUGGUUCGUUGCCUGAAAAUGAUUGCCGAUAUGCAAUCUACGACUUUGAUUUUGUCACUUCAGAGAAUUGCCAGAAGAGCAAGAUCUUCUUCAUUGCAUGGUCGCCUUCUGUGUCACGGAUCCGUGCCAAGAUGCUCUAUGCGACAUCAAAGGACAGGUUCAGGAGGGAGCUGGAGGGUAUCCAUUAUGAGAUCCAGGCAACUGACCCCACUGAGAUGGAGCUUGAAGUUCUUCAGGAGCGUGCACACUGAGCGCUUAUUUUAAAAUGGUUUGGCAUUUCUAAGAAGUACUGAGGUUUCUUUCAGAAUAUGUGCAUUAUAUUUUCCUGAGAAGAAAAAAAUAGGUGUAGUUUAAUAUAUUUAAUAAUUAGCACCUGGGAAGGCUGAUUAGGAGGUCCUGGCAAAGAUCUCUUAUGCACAGGAAUUUGUGCUUCCUUAUUACCAUGAUGCUUCUCAGGUGAAAUUGGAUAUGGUUAUGGUUAAUGCUAAUUUGAUUCCUAUUAAGUUCUAUGAAUGAUGGCUCUUCUUCCAUUA